CACCAGGGGCCUAUAUCAUGCACACCUGAGAGGGGGGUUAAUACUGUGUGAGGGGCGCUUGUGUGAGUUAGAGGGAGUUAGUGAGGGUUCCGGCUGCAAUGGUGACCCCGUCGCCUUGCAAAGAAGCAGCAGAUACUGCUGCUCCUCCUGCCAUACAAGCCUGCACCGACAGCGUGCUGGACAGUGUCCUGACCCGGAUUCUGCAAAGUGUGGACAGAAGCGAUGCACAGGGGAAUGUGAGGUGGCGCUUCCUGGCUGAGCCACUUAGAAAAGCGCUAAGGCAGUUGGACAGGAAAAAGAAGCUGGAGAUGCUCUUCACUCUCGACGAACUCUGGCAAGACUUGCUGUCCGCAUCGCCACAAGAGGUUCAAGCGCUGGUAGACUGCGGGUUCUUCAGAAUGCUGUGCUUGAACCUGCAUGAUUCGAACCCUGUGGCUUUCGUGCGCGUCGUGGAAGGCUUGAGCCACUGUGUCAGAAUCCUUCCAGAGCUGGUGGCGAAUGCGUGGGCGUAUGGGGCGGUCCGACCGGUAGCUGCAGUUAUUAUGGAAGACAGAAGGUUGGCCGAUACACAAAAGCUGAUUCUGGACAUGCAGCUUCAGCAUGCUCUCUACUUCUUAACAAGCAUGGGGGCUCCGCUAACAGCUGCGGAGAGUACCGCGGAAGCGCAAAAUACGAGCAGAAAGUGCUUCAACUGGUUCCUGAAGCAGGGCGUGAUCACCAGAAUGGCGGAGAUAUUUCGAAGGCAGGUCGGAAGAUGGAAAGGGACGGCAACUACAUCACUAUGGUGUACAGAGCGGCAGCUACGCUUUCGUAUGCAUCCCACUUUGCUCUUUCGGUGAAGGGGCCCACUGAUUUGGAGUGGCGACAGGCCCGGCUUGUCAAAGUGACGGUUCGCUUCAUGCAAGUGCAGUGCGAGAGGCAGCCGGAGCCAGGAGUCAAUGACUACAGACAAGGGGUCGUGGGACUCUGCGCCUCCCUCCUCCUGAUCAAUUGGCUGCACUUCACCGACCCUGAGUCGGAAGUCCGGAAGACAGGAAAGAAGGAGAUUGCUGAGCACCCGGACGUUCUGAAGGUGCUCCAAAUCUUGCAACAACUUGUGGAAAGUCCAGAUCCAUCAGUCGCCCGCAAUGCGAGGGACGGCUUCGUCGCCCUCGUGCGUCUCCUCACCUGCGAGCACGCGCGGCCGCUGCCCGACGGAACCGUCGAGACGGCGUUCCGCUUCAUGGGGGAUCCCUCGAUAAAACAGAGCGUGGGCCACUGGAUGUUCGUCAUGACGCGCAACUUUCGCGCCGGCACCCUGACCGCUGACUUUCUCCUGGCCCACUUCUUCCCGGGCUUCCUGCGCGCCUUUGCUGCCGACGCGCUCCGGCGAAAACCGGCUCGUGUCUACAACCCGGAGCUGGAGUUCCUUGUGGGGAUGGUCGUGUUUUUGCACGACUGCCUCUGGUUUUCCACUCCACCCGGCAAGCCCAAGAGGACGGAGAAACCACCGUACGGCCAGAUUGCUAUCCCCCCAAAGCUCCUCCCCAAGCUGUUAGACGUGAUGCUUGAUACCGGCGCGGUGGCUGCCGUUGCAUCGCUCACCGGCUCCGCGUGCUACCGCUUUGCGGGCAAGGUGUGCUUGGGCUUGGCCAAUGUGGCAGCACGCGGCUCGUCCUCAAAACUUAGGCGCUUUCACGAGCAGAUUAUACCUGCACUGAUGUCCACCAUCUUGGAGGGUUAUCAAGACGACGAAGUCGUCCGCUUCUUUCGGAUGGGCCUUCUACCUUACUGUACGAACGUGGUUGCUCCUAGCAUGCCGAACUUUCAGCUUGCACUGGCAAUACCACAAAAGAGUGGCAGCAACGGGGUUCUCGUGAGCUACAAUUGGGGCGAAAAUGUUGUGUAUAUUGAUGGUGCUGAUUCGCAAGAAAAGAAGAAAGUGCUCCAGCAAGUGACAGGUGACUUGCAACCAUGUUCCGUCGUGGCUGAUGACAUUGCCAAGGAUGAAGGAAGGAGACUAGCGCUGUACUACAAGCACCGCCAGGUUGUUUUCAAUGAUGGUCCAGCUGGAGAGUCGGUGCAAGAGUUGCUCAUGGCUCAGCAUCCUGGAGAAAGAUGUCCUGUCUGCAAGAUGCUUUUUGGGAGUGUCAAACCCCGUUGCUCAAGGUGUCGAGCGAAGAACUAUUGCAGCGUUGCUUGCCAAACGAAAGAUCGGCCGGAACAUAAGAACACCUGUAAGAAAAGUUGAUAGCUUCCAAACCAACGGCUCGCCUUUAGGUCAGCGCGCGCUUGAUUUUGAAACAUACUAAUGGGUCGCGAACCUCAAGUGCAGCCUAUCUAGACAGUUGCAUACCGCCGCGUCUUCACAAACCAUAAACUGUCGUUGUCAGAAUUGUCGCUUAAUUGUCAGUGUCUUCAUUUUCCAUAUGGUCUGCAGUCA
This is a messenger RNA of Klebsormidium nitens, 2422 nucleotides long. NCBI's taxonomy places the organism in Eukaryota, Viridiplantae, Streptophyta, Klebsormidiophyceae, Klebsormidiales, Klebsormidiaceae. The record is from the annotation of a GenBank genome assembly.